This is a messenger RNA of Papaver somniferum (opium poppy), 2850 nucleotides long. RefSeq lists its product as uncharacterized. The record is from RefSeq and is a predicted model, not a curated record. The transcript is spliced from 5 exons. Bases 1 to 2850 code for a protein of 949 amino acids. Lineage: Eukaryota; Viridiplantae; Streptophyta; Magnoliopsida; Ranunculales; Papaveraceae.
AUGAUAGUUCUAUAUUGGAAUGUCAAUGGGGUGUCGAAGGUGAAGGCUGGUUUGAAGCUGCGUGAAUUAGUUAGGGAGUUUAGGCCGGUUAUCAUUUGUAUUGCUGAGCCGAAAAUUCCAUAUGCCGAUGGUGUGAUGCUUCGUCUAAAUUUAGAUGGUUUUGUUAAAAAAGCAAUUCAUAAUUCUUCUUCUAGUUCUAUUGGUAAUCUUUGGAUACUUUGGAGUGAGGAUAUUGAAGAGCCAAUGGUGCUAAAUAGCACAAGACAAGAUGUUACGGUGAAAAAUGAAGGAGUCUUUGUUUCUUGUGUUCAUGCAAGUUAUAUUCAGGUGUUUAGAAGGAGAUUAUGGUGUCAACUAGCUGUGGUAGAUACUACUACUCCUUGGAUGGAUAAUGGUCUUUUUGAGGCUGAUUCUUUGGGUUCUAAAUUCACUUGGACUAAUGGUCAGUUGGGAGGGAGAAGAAUUGUUAGUAAGCUGGAUCGUGCCAUUAUCAAUGAGCCUUGGUUAAAUAAAUCGAAACGUGCUCCUUUCAGAAUUCAGAAGAUGUGGUUUACGCAUUCAGAUUUUAUAAGAAUGGUUGAAGCUUCUUGUAGUGCCCCGGUGUAUGGUAAUCCUGAUUUCGUUUUUCCCUUUAAGCUAAAGAGAUUGAAGGUGGCUAUGAAAGUGUGGAAUCUGCAGGUGUUUGGUAAUGUGAAUGCAAGGCUAAGUCAGGCUCAAUUGAGGUUUGAAUUGGCUAGUAGGAAUUCUGAUGAAGACCCAUUUGACACUUUCAAGCAAAAUGAGAUGAAGGAUGAGUUGGUGUUAGUUAAUGAAGCACGUAUGCAGCAACAUAUUAUGUUGAAGCAAAAAUCUCGAAAUAAAUGGAUUUUGGAGGGUUCAAGUAAUUCUUCUUAUUUUCAUAGUUCAAUUAAAACUCGUAGAAAUUCUAACACAAUUUCGGAGUUGGUGAAUGAGGAGGGGUGUAUUAUUAAGGAGUCAGACCAGUUAAGAGACCAUUUUGUUUCUUAUUAUGAAAACAAGUUCAAUGGAGUGGAUCAGCCGAUUGAGGAUAGUUUGUUUGGGUAUGAGCAUAAUUCAAUCUCACAUGAGGAAAGGCUGAUGUUGGAUUUUAUUCCUUCUUUAGAUGAAAUUAAGGGAGCGGUUUUUGAUUUGAAUGCGGAUAGUGAUCCAGGUCCAGAUGAAACUAGACUUGGUAAAGUCUUGGAUAAGUUGGUCUCGGAGGAGCAGGUCGUGUUUAUGAAAGGGAGGAACAUUCAUGAGAAUAUUAGUUUGGCUUCUGAAUUGGUUAAUGAGUUGCACAUUAAAAGAAAGGAUGGAAACUUAGGUCUCAAGCUGGAUAUCUCUCAAGCUUUUGAUACGGGGAAUCAGAAGAGUCUGACAAACUUGUUGAGGUUGCUUGAGGUUUAUCAACAGGCAUCUGGUCAAAGGGUUUGUAGGGAGAAGAGCAAAAUUUAUUUUGGAGGUGGGUCGUUGCAUAGGAGGCAGGCUAUUGCUAAUUUCUUAGGCAUGGGUGUUACUUUCUUUCCGGAUAGAUAUUUGGGAGUUAAGGUGAUGCCUGGUAGGGUGAAAUAUAGUCAUAUUAGUAAUGUGGUGGGUAAGUUGAAGGAUCAUCUCUCGGUGUAUAAAGGUAAAAUGCUUUCCUUUCAGGAUCGGGUAGUGCUUAUUAAAUCUGUCCUUGCAAGCUAUGCCAUUCAUAACAUGGUUGUGUAUAGGUGGCCUGUUAAAUUUUUUAAGCAAAGUGAACGUGUUAUUCAUAAUUUUCUUUGGUCGGGAGAUUCAGACUUGGCUAAAGCUUUUGUGGUGGGAUAUGAUAAUAUUUGUAGUCCGGUGAAGGAAGGGGGUCUUGGGCUUACUAGCUUGAGUAAUAUGAACAAGGCUCUGAUCAUGAAGUUGUGGUGGAGUAUUAAAACUUCUAAGAAGAAUUGGGCUAGAUUUCUGGAGUCGAAAUACACUUGUAGAGAUGGUCGUCUGAAGAUGGCAGGAGUUAAAUCUUCAAUUUUUCCGGGGAUUCGAUGGGUGCACACUGAAGUUAUGCGCAAUACUAAAUACUUAAUAGGUGAUGGUAGAGCAACUUCUUUAUUUUUUGAUGUUUGUUAUGGUACUGUAACUUUGGCUGAGGUCUUGCAGAGAACUGACCUUGACAGACGUGCGAGAGUUAGUGAUAUCAUAGUGCAGAAUCAAUGGCAUUUGGAGGGAGAGCAUAUGCGUGACCUUGCAAGUGCUGGUGUGGCUAGGGAGAAUUUACCAAGAAGGCUUAUGGGCAGUGAUGAGAGGAUUUGGAUGCCAGAUCUAAAGGGAAUGUUUUCUGUCAGGUCUGCAAGGGAUUUGGUGCGCAGCAAGUAUCCUUUGCUUCUUGAAGCAAAUCUGUUGUGGAGGAGGGUGGUGCACCCGGAUUUAGCAGCUCAGAAUUGGAAAUUUGUUAGGGUAGCUUGUGCAAAUCUGGACAAAGUUAAGAGUAGAUUCAAGAUUGCUCUUCCAUCUCGGUGCAGUGUGUGUCAGAUUGAGGAGGAGUCUUUGGAGCAUAUUCUCUGGAGAUGUAGUGCUGCUAAACGUGCUUGGCAGUGGUUGGAAGGUAAUUUUCAUCUUAAAUCUUGUUAUAACUUGAUUGCUUCUAAUAAACAAGAAAAAGGUUGUAAUAGAAUGGUUAAAGAUCUGUGGCUUGUCUCCAAUAUGGUGGUGCGUUCAGAACUGUGGUUUCAAAGGAAUAAGAUGGUUUAUGAGAAGAAGAAACCUUGCUGGAAUUUCUUCAAGAAGCGUGUGUUUAAUUUCAUUCAUGAAUACUCAGAUAGAAUGAAUGGGUGUAUGCUUAACAGGGUUGAAGAUCUGGAGAUAUUGGUUUUUUCAGAGUAA